AAGGUCUCUUGUCUUUCAACCAUCAUCAUCUCCACCACCGCUUGCCACUCUACUUUUUUACUACUUUCUAAUCUGUGUGUACUUCUUAUCGUUCCUCCGGACCAGAAAACUAAUGGAUCUCUGUGUAGAACUGCAAUAUGUCUGGUCGCGGAAAGGGUGGAAAGGGUCUCGGAAAGUGAGUGGCGUCUUUCAUUCGGGGAGCGGUCGGGGGAACUCUGGAGUGUGGAAUGGGAAGAACGGUGCACUGACUCACUUUUGGUACCGCUUUAGGGGCGGAGCUAAGCGUCACCGCAAGAUCCUUCGUGACAACAUCCAGGGUAUCACCAAGCCCGCUAUUCGUCGUCUCGCUCGUCGUGGUGGCGUGAAACGUAUCUCUGGCCUUAUCUACGAGGAGACUCGUGGUGUCCUCAAGAUCUUCUUGGAGAACGUUAUUCGUGACUCUGUACGUCCCAUGUCUGAGAAAUCGUUGUGCCAAUUUCGUACUAAUUCACUGACCUGCAGGUCACCUACACGGAACAUGCCAAGAGGAAGACCGUCACCGCUCUCGAUGUGGUUUAUGCCCUCAAGCGUUCCGGCCGUACCCUCUACGGUUUCGGUGCCUAAGUUUAUACGACCCGAUGUACGCACUCUUUGUUGGGACAUCUAUGGCGUCAGGGAGAAAUUCUGACUUGGCUGUUGGUUCUUGUGUACAGAUCACACAACCUAACUCGAUGUUGUUUUGUACACGUGGUUUUGAAUCCUUUCGUUCUGAGUAUGAUAUGUACUAUGUAUAGUUUCUAUCUCCCAUGACAUGAUGAGUAUGUAUCAGUGUAAGUAUAUCUAUGCUAUGAUUAAGUUUGACAUG
Messenger RNA from Somion occarium, 844 nucleotides. Lineage: Eukaryota; Fungi; Basidiomycota; Agaricomycetes; Polyporales; Cerrenaceae. The record is from the annotation of a GenBank genome assembly.